CUUAAAGCAAGCGCCUGUGCCACCUGGGUGCAUAUCCCUUCCUCACUUGCAAGACGGGCUUUGCCCUGUAUCUGCUAAUACGUAAAUUUCUGGGUCUUGCUUCUUGUUACGCGGUACUGAUAAGUGGAUCAACCCGUGGGCUGUUGUUUCCUGGCACUUGUGUCCUUCGUGAUUAAUCAGGAAUGGAUAAGUUGGUUUUCCGUCCAUACAAAAGGCCAAAUGCUCUCUAUAGGCUGAUUUGCUUUCCCUGGGCUGGAGGUAACAGUUCUUUCUUUGUUCGAUGGGGCGAAGCCUUCAGCAGCACAAUUGAAGUGUCCAUUAUAAGGCUUCCUGGAAGAGAAUGUCGUGAUAAGGAGCCUUUUGCAAAAGACAUGGCAGAAAUAGUUAAUGAAAUUACAAGUGUUUUGUUAAAAGAUCUGCAAGAAAAACCGUUUGCAUUUUUUGGCCACAGUUUUGGAUCUUAUGUUAGUUAUGCACUUGCAGUACACUUGAAAGAGGAGUAUGGACUAGAGCCGGCCCAUCUUUUUCUCUCAGGGGCAUAUGGCCCACAUACUGAAUAUUUUCAUCUGAUGAAAAAAAUCGAUGAAAUAGAAGAUAGUCACAUUCUUCAAUAUUUAGAAAAGUUAGGAGGAACUUCUCCUGAGCUUCUGCAAAAUGAACAAAUCAGCAAACGUUUGCUACUUACUUUAAAAGAAGACCUGAAAAUUAUUCAGACGUAUCCUUUGCAUGAUAUAAGAAGGAAAUACUUCACUUGCGAUGUUAGCUGCUUUAACGGGUCUGAUGAAACAAAUCAUGGUUCAGAAGCCUGGCUUGCUCUAACCAGUGGAGAUGCUUCCAUUUACAAUCUUCCUGGAACUCACUUUUAUCUCAUGGAGCCUUCUAAUGAAAAUUUCUUGAUAAAACACAUAACCAAAUGUAUAGAAAAUACUGGCAUAUGAGUAUUUCCCUCUAUUUUAAUAAUAGAAGGUGUAAGAUAACUCCACAGAACUUAAUAAUUAAGUCAUUCUUUCUGUUAAAUUGCAUUCAG
Messenger RNA from Oxyura jamaicensis (ruddy duck), 1027 nucleotides. RefSeq names its product oleoyl-ACP hydrolase (gene OLAH). The transcript has 7 exons. The coding region runs from base 183 to 938 and encodes 251 amino acids. NCBI's taxonomy places the organism in Eukaryota, Metazoa, Chordata, Aves, Anseriformes, Anatidae. The record is from RefSeq and is a predicted model, not a curated record. Gene Ontology annotation, biological process: lipid biosynthetic process.